This is a messenger RNA of Vitis riparia (riverbank grape), 897 nucleotides long. RefSeq lists its product as uncharacterized. The transcript has a single exon. Lineage: Eukaryota; Viridiplantae; Streptophyta; Magnoliopsida; Vitales; Vitaceae. Gene Ontology annotation, biological process: shoot system development; root development. The record is from RefSeq and is a predicted model, not a curated record. Bases 1 to 897 code for a protein of 298 amino acids.
AUGGCUUCUUCUUCUCCAAUCCACAAAACCAGUUAUCAUGCUCGCUCCAUCAGCUUGCCAUCAAGGCCCCAUCCAUUGAUUCCUCAGAUAGAUGCGCAUUUGUGUAUAUUGAGGGCUUCUGAAGCCACCUGUUCAUCAUCGUCAAUAACUGACAAGCUAAGCAGUCUUGAAAAUUUGUAUGAUUGCAUGGAGAAUUUGCUUCUGUUGCCACUCUCUCGGCAAGCCUUGGUCCAACAUCAAAAUCAGAAAUGGGUUAGUGAGGUAGCAGAUGGAUAUCUUCUACUGUUGGACGUAUGUAGCGUGGCUGAAGAUGCCUUGCUGCAGACCAAGGAAGGCGUCCAAGAACUACAAUCAACUCUGCGCAGAAGGCCAUAUGGUGAACAUGGGGCUACAAAUGAGGUCGGAGAAUACUUGGCUUCAAGAAAGAAGGUGAAGAAGGUGAUCAGUAAGUCCUUGAGGGAUUUGAAGAGCAAGCAAAGAAAAUGUGACUUCUCCAUCUCAGAGAACGAACCUGAAACUGUGGCUUUAGUCUGCAUCCUGAGGGAGGUAGAAGUUGCCACUCUCACCGUGUUGGAAUCUUUGUUAUCCUCUAUUGCCGGCCCAAAGAGGCAGUCCAAGACAAGCAAAUGGUCAUUAGUUUCCAGAUUAAUGCACUCCAAGCGUGUUGAAACUGAGGAAGAGAAAGCAGAAUUCGGUGAAUUUGAAAAGGUAGAUGCCGCAUUCCAGACCCAUAUCAGCCAGAAGACAAGCAAAUCCUUCAACAUAAAAGCAGAGAAUGUGCAGAACCUGUUGGGGAACUUGGAGUUGAGCAUUCAUGAUCUUGAUGGAGGAGUAGGUAGCCUAUUUAGGCGUUUAAUUAAGACCAGAGUAUCGCUUCUCAACAUCCUCAACCACUAG